AUGGUACAGCCGAGUUUUGCUACCUGUACGGAGGUUGGGCCAGCGUGCCCUGUUGUGGCCACCACCUACGGCUACUAUCCCCAGCUCGGGUCAAAUGCCUUCUUGACCGCAUUCUUCGCCUUUCUUGCUCUCGUCCAGCUAGGCCUUGGAGUUUUCACUCGCACAUGGUCUUUUUUGAUUGCGUUGUUCAUGGCCUGCGCCCUAGAAGCGAUCGGUUACGGAGGGCGUCUGCUCAUGAACAAGAAUCCCUGGUCGAAAGACGCAUUUCAAAUCCAAAUUGUCUGCCUCAUCCUGGCUCCUACCUUCUUGGCUGCUGGCGUCUACCUGACAAUCAAGCAUAUCGUCAUCUUCGUUGGCCCGGAGCACUCCCGUAUCAAGCCAAAGCUGUACACAUGGGUGUUCAUUCUGUGCGAUAUCGGUUCUCUCAUACUGCAGUCAGUUGGUGGUGGUGUUGCUGCCGCAGCAACGAAGAGUAACUAUAAGCUGCUGAACGUCGGCAAUGGUAUCAUCAUUGCCGGUAUUGCUUUCCAGGUAGCUACCAUGUCGGUUUGCGGACUUCUUGCCCUUGAGUUCUUCAUCCGAGCAUACCGAAGUGGAAAGGGGUUUUCUUCCAGCGGCUUGCCAUAUGGAGCUGCAGCACGUAAAUCGUUCUGGAUCUUCUGUGCGGCAGAUGUCUUUGCCUAUAUGGUCAUCCUGAUCCGAUGCAUAUACCGUCUACCUGAGAUGGCCGGCGGCUGGGGCAACCCGCUCAUGCGAAAUGAGAAGGACUUUCUCCUCCUCGACGGAAUGAUGAUUGCUUUGGGUGCUGCCACAUUCACCAUCUUCCAUCCCGGAUUCUGGUUCCCACCCAUGAGAAAGGGCGGUGCAGGGUCGAAAGACCUUCAGGGUAUCCCUCCAAGCGAAGGAACCAGUGUAAACGAUGCCGCAGAGAAGUAA
Molecule: messenger RNA, 936 nt
Organism: Trichophyton rubrum CBS 118892
Lineage: Eukaryota; Fungi; Ascomycota; Eurotiomycetes; Onygenales; Arthrodermataceae
Exons: 3
Coding region: 1-936 (311 amino acids)
Cellular component (GO): fungal-type vacuole; plasma membrane
Source: RefSeq, a predicted model, not a curated record